GAUGACAAUGAAGCUUUUACUCUCUGUGGCUUUAUCAGUCUGUGCCAUAGUUCUGGGUGAUUCUCAGUCCUGUUCGAACGAAGGCGCCAAAGUCUCAGACUAUUGCGGUGAUACAUGCUACUGCAUUGGUGGUCAAAUUCAAAACUGCUGCCGAGUGCGAAAGGAGUUUACUUCUAUGACGGAAGCCGAGCGGAUACUGUACGUCAACACCGUUUGGAAAGCUUCAACCGAUCUUCAAUUUCAAAAUGAGUACCAGAAACUUAUAUCCAUGCACCAAAGAUUGUUUCCAACAGGAAUUCAUCAAAAGGAUCAGUUUCUACCAUGGCAUCGUUGGUACAUUCUUCAAUAUGAAAACCUGUUGCGCCGAGUCGAUUGCCGAGUAACCGUGCCUUAUUGGGACUGGAGUAUUGUCUCCAUGACACCCUGGCACACAGACAAAACAAGAGUUUGGUAUAGCGGACCCUCUGGAUUGGGAGGCAAUGGCAUUACACCAUCACGCUGUGUUCAAGAUGGAGUCUUCGGUCAAGACUCAUGGACGAAGACAAACGGGGGUUGCAUCACCAGAGAUUUCAAUGGUUUUACACCUGACAUCAUUGCUGUCUACUUGACUCUGCUUCAUCCUCCCACCGCUGAUGGCUUCAACAUUUUCGAAAGGGAUCUUCGAAUUAACCUCCACGAUACAGUUCACUGUAGGAUAGGCGGUGACAUGUGUCUUGUCACCUCAGCUGAAGCUCCCGAGUUUUUCCUUCAUCAUGGCUUUAUCGACAAGAUCUGGUCAGAUUGGCAAGAAAAAAGCAGAGAUCAUUUGACAGCCCACUUUUGUAAUAUAACGAACCCAAUGAUUGGAACAGGAUACCGACCUGGAGAUUUUCUCGACAACUCAAAUCUUCCCGAUGUUGAAAGGCCAGGGUGGCCAACCUGUGUUUUAUACGACGACCCAACAAAUCCUGUCUACCGGCAGGUCAUGCAGCGUCUUCAAGGAAUGACACGCGAGCAAAUUCUUGAAAUCCCUCGGCACUCGUUUAAGCCUCUUACUGGUCGCCAAAUGAGGUUUUUCCAUAUCAGCCCACAGGAGCAAAACCAAGCCAGACAAGAUCUGCGAGAAUUGGAACCGCGCCACCAGCUUAGGGGGGAGGCUGGACUUACCGGAAUGGACAGGAACAUCGGUUUCAAGAUGGAGUCUCUUUCCGCGACCUUUGGAAAGAAGCGCUCAAUUAUUAAAAAUAAGUAA
Molecule: messenger RNA, 1231 nt
Organism: Pocillopora verrucosa
Lineage: Eukaryota; Metazoa; Cnidaria; Anthozoa; Scleractinia; Pocilloporidae
Product: grixazone synthase-like
Molecular function (GO): oxidoreductase activity
Source: RefSeq, a predicted model, not a curated record